CUCUAACCGAGUUGGACUCACAAUGACAACCAAACCACCACCAGCAGCAACCUCCCCACCCAGAUUCAAAUGCGUCUGCUGCAAGAAGAAGAGCUUCAAGACGGCCGAGGCGCUGAGCAACCACCAGCAAGCCCGGGCCCAUCAUCCUGUCGCGUGCCCGCUAUGCUCCAAAGAGUUCUGCGAUAAGCACGCCGUGCAGCAACACCAACAAGUCCAUCAACGAAAGGCAGCUGCUGCCCUCGCAAAACCUCAAGCCACAACUACAACUACAACUACCACCAGCCCUAGACCGAAACCCACUCCGCAGCAGCAGUCCACUGCCACCAUUUCCAAGCAACAAGCAAACCCACCACCAACCCCAACACCUUCCCUGAAACUCCCCGAGACUACACACCAGCCCUCCACCCUCCACCCCCUCGAACAAGACCUGCUAUACAAAUACCUGCUCUCCCGAUGCCACCCCCGAGCCCGCCUGCAAGCCCAGAACUACCCCACAGCAUCACAGACCCCCGGGAGGGACUACCAGCCCACCCCCCCGGCAAAUCCCACGCAGCCCAAACGCAGAGCCAUCGUUCUGGCCUGCGAGACCGACCCACAGGCAACGGGUUUGACCCAUCUAGCCGCCACAGACUUUUUGAGUAGUGAAGCGCUCCUGCACCUGGCUGUUGGUCCGGCAGCCGAGGGGGUGCAAAGCAGAUGCACCGACAAGAGCAUCCGUGCCACCGUGGCCGACGCCGAUGCAGCGCGAACGGCACUGUGGGAGGUCGUCGACGCGGACACGGUCCUCGUGGGCUAUGGGCUGCAGCGCGGGCUGCAGCUGCUCAGGAUGGUGCACGAGCGGGUGGUGGAUGCGGGGAUCCUGACGGCGGAGGCGGUUUUUCUGGAAAGGUCGACGGUGCCGAUACGGAGGGUGUGGGGGUUGGGGGAGCUGUGUGGGGAGGUGUUGGGGUGGGGUGGGAGGCAGGAGGAGGAGCAAGCUGCUGCUGCUGCUGCUGCUGCUACCAGCAAGAAAGGCAAGCAGAGGAAGAUGGACACGUGCGACGGGUGGGAAGAGUGUGUGGCCGCCAGGGAGGUGGUGGUAUGGUGUUUGCGGAAUCCGGAGCUGUUGCGGACGUGGGCUGAGGGCAAGGCUGGGGGGGAUCUUGGGGAGGCUCCGCAGACGAGCGAGACGGCGAAGAGCAAGCGAGGGAAGAAGAAGGGUAAGAAGAAGGGUAAAAAGAAGAGCAAGAGCAAGAGCAAGAAGCGCAAGCAGACCGAGCAGCAAACGGAAGAAACAACAAUCCUAACCACAGCACUACUAGAGCCAGAGACAGUUUCCACACCUGAACAAACCCCACCACCACCACAGCUCGAAGAACCAGACGAAGAUGAAGAUUCUGAUGAAGGACUCGAGAUAGUUCAAUGGCAGGAUCUUGAGUGAUGUUCUACCAUCUACCAUCUACCAUCUACAAUUUACAAUCUACAAUCUAC
Aspergillus brunneoviolaceus CBS 621.78 is the source of this 1470-nucleotide messenger RNA. RefSeq lists its product as uncharacterized. Bases 23 to 1420 code for a protein of 465 amino acids. The transcript has a single exon. NCBI's taxonomy places the organism in Eukaryota, Fungi, Ascomycota, Eurotiomycetes, Eurotiales, Aspergillaceae. The record is from RefSeq and is a predicted model, not a curated record. Gene Ontology annotation, molecular function: nucleic acid binding.